UCCGAGGAAGGGAUGGAUUCCGUAACAAUCGUUAUGAUUGCUUGAAGCACGCUCAGCCUUUCUAUUCUUUCUACUCUCCUGCUAUGUUCCAAUAUCUAAAAUCGGGUGAUACGCCAUGGAAGGCCCAUGCACACAAAUUCCUCUGUCAGUGAAAUUGAAAAGUGAGAAUGUUAUCAGGGGGGAGCAGCACGCAAGUGACAGGCUAUCGUGCACUAACGUCUUGGAGAUUACGACACGAGGAAGAAGGGAGACUCAAAUGCUCUGGUUAUUUAUUAUUUCUGCCUCGUGAUCAGUGAAAUCAGUGUAAGCGCUGAGCUGUUGAGAAGCAGUCACUCGACUUUCUUAAAGAAAUUAUCUUUUUAACUAUGCGGGUGGUGGUGAUUGGUGCUGGGAGCUCUGGGCUCGCUGCUCUGAGGCAUUGUGCUGAGGAUCUGAAGAGAUCGAGGGAGAAUGGAAAACUUGGAGAUGACAGGGUCACUGAUGUUGUUUGCUAUGAGAGAUGCGACAAAAUUGGAGGCACAUGGGUUUAUACGGAGGAGACAGGUGUUGAUAAGUAUGGGCUGCCCAUUCAUUCCAGCAUGUAUAACAGUCUGAGAACUAAUUUGCCUAAAGAAGUUAUGGGGUAUCCUGACUUCCAAUAUGACUUAGAAAACAGUAAAAGUUAUCUGACGCGUACAGAGAUCCUGGAAUUCUUGGAGCGAUACUGCGAUCACUUCAAAGUCCGUCAAUACAUACAGUUUCUCCAUAAUGUGGAGUUAGUGGAGCCCACUGUCGAUGAGAAGGAAAAUAAAUGGAAGGUGACAGUCAAGAGUCUCAAAGAUGGAUCGACGAGGACAGAAUAUUUUGAUACAGUUAUGGUCUGCAAUGGCCAUUAUUUCCAACCGCAUUUACCAGUGAUUGAAGGCCGCGAACAAUUCAAGGGCAAACAGUUGCACAGCCAUGAUUAUCGAAUUCCGGAGAUUUUUGCAGAUAAAACUGUCGUGGUUGUAGGUGCAGGACCUUCAGGAAUGGACCUAGCCCUGGAGAUAUCAAAGAAGGCACGAAAAGUUAUUCUGAGUCACCAUAAUCCCACCCCCAUUGCCACCGUCUUUCCAGGAAACGUAUAUCAGCUUCCUGAUAUUAAACAACUCUUCGAAAAAGAAGUUGAAUUCACGAACAAUACUCGAGAAGAAGUUGAUGUUAUUUUUUACUGCACUGGGUACAAGUACAGUUUUCCAUUCCUGUCGCCGCGAUGUGGUGUCAGGGUCGAUGAUAAUAUGGUGACACCGCUUUGGAAGCACUUGAUAUCGACAGAGCACCCGACAUUGGCUCUCAUUGGCCUACCGUUUUAUGUCUGUGCAUUUAGUAUGUUCGACUUACAAGUGAGAUUUGUACUGAAGUAUUGGACGGGAGAAAAAGCCUUUCCAAGCAAAGAAGUAAUGGUUGCUGAGGAGACUCAAGAACUCGAAAAAAAGAAAAAACAGGGCCUGCGGAAACGUCAUUUCCAUAUGAUGGGGCCUGAGCAAGGGCCUUAUUACGACGAUCUAGCUAACACUGCUGGACUCAUUCCCCUGCCCCCUGUUCUCACGAAACUCCACAACGAGAGUAGUAUGCGGUUCAUGGAUGAUCUAGUGCACUAUCGAGAGGAUCGAUAUAAAAUAUUAGAUGACUUCAACUUUGUCCAAUUGUAAUUGCCAUGUGAAUCGGAAGAUUAAUCCAGUUGAUCAAUAAACCGCAAUUAUAUCUA
Molecule: messenger RNA, 1726 nt
Organism: Diachasmimorpha longicaudata
Lineage: Eukaryota; Metazoa; Arthropoda; Insecta; Hymenoptera; Braconidae
Exons: 6
Coding region: 366-1670 (434 amino acids)
Molecular function (GO): N,N-dimethylaniline monooxygenase activity; NADP binding; flavin adenine dinucleotide binding
Source: RefSeq, a predicted model, not a curated record